CCACUAGUCUGCGUAGGUCUGGUUUGGUUUGCUCUGAGGUUCCGCCCCGCGGCUGUGGGGCUUAUAAACCGGGUUUAAGGAGGGGGAGCGGAGGCAGAAGCAGCUGUCUCGGUUCGGUGUCAGCAUGUCUGAGAGCAGGAGGCAGGGUCUGGUGUAUGUGAUCACCGGGGGGUGCGGGUUCCUGGGGAAGCAUCUGCUGCGGCUGCUGCUGGAGAAGGAGGACGCGCUGGCGGAGGUCCGGGUCUUCGACAAGCACACGGAGCCCGGUCUGCAGAGCUUCAGCACAGAGCUGAAAAAGGUCACCGUGGUCCAGGGAGACAUCACCGACUACGCCAACGUGCUAGAGGCGACCCGCGGGGCCGACGUGGUCAUCCACACCGCCAGCCUGGUGGACGUCUGGCACAGGGUCCCCGAGAGCCUCAUCCACUCGGUCAACGUAACAGGGACAGAGAAUGUGAUCAAAGCCUGUGUGGAGUGUGGUAUCCAGUGUCUGAUCUACACCAGCAGCAUGGAAGUGAUUGGUCCGAACAUCAAUGGAGACCACUUUAAGAGGGGCAAUGAAGACACACCUUACCCAGUGAAGCAUACGAUGGCCUAUCCCAGAAGUAAAGCCAAGGCGGAGAAAAUUGUGCUUGAAGCUAAUGGCACCAAGGUGAAAGGUGGAAAGUGUUUGUACACCUGCUCCCUGAGGCCAACGGGGAUCUAUGGCGAAGGGCACCAGCUCAUUAAGGACUUCUACAAACAGGCUCUUCAGAGGGGGGGCCUGGUCAUCGGGGGCAUCCCAGACAACAUAGAACACGGGAGAGUCUAUGCAGGCAACGUGGCGUGGAUGCACGUUCUUGCUGCCAGAGCCCUGAGGGAGCGUCCCCAGAAAGUGGGCGGGGAGGCCUUCUUCUGCUACGACGAGUCGCCCUACAAAAGCUACGAGGACUUCAACAUGACGCUGCUGUCUGCCUUCAACUUCAGAAGGACCCGCAUGCCCGCCCUGGUGCUCUGGUUCCUGGCCAUGUUCAACGACCUCCUGCACUGGUUACUGAGCCCAGUGUGCAACUACACGCCUCUGCUGAACCGCUUCACUUUAGCGGUGGCCAGCACCACCUUCACAGUUCUCACAGACAAAGCUGAGCGGUAUUUCCAGUACCGCCCGCUCUACAGCUGGGACCAGUGUCUCGCCCGAACGCAGAAAUGGAUCAGCACCUUUCCCCUAGAGAAGCCCAAAUGCUCCUGACGAAAAGUCAACGCACAGUGCAUCAGUUACUAACGUCCAAAGAAGUGGCAGUGAAGUCAGAUGAAGCUCUGCAACGCAAUAAUCUGCACUUAUUUCCAAAAGCAGAAGAAUGCUCCAUCCUCUGACAUAAAACUCAGUGCUGGAUUCGUUGAAAAAAAUUCCUCUGGUGCAUUUUAGCCGUAAAUCUAACACAAUAUUCAGUAAAUAAGAGGAAAACAGUAUUUUCGCUGGCACAUCCACUCAGGGCUUCUGCUAGUAUUUACAUUCAACUCUAAUCAUUGAGAUUUUCAAAUAAUAUAAGCUAUGACAAAUGUAAAUAUGAUUUACAAGCAUUUAAAACAUUAUGUUUUUAAUGUAUAAUAGAUUCAUAAAUGUUUUUUUAAACACUUGUGAAAUGUUUGUCUAUAAUCCUUUUUCAUUUUAAAUAAAAAUCUAUUUAAUUUAGCCCUCAUUUCCUUUUUUAGUGUAUCUUUGUGUUUUGUGUUGCAUAACGGGGAAGGACCUUGUUGUAAUGUCAAUAUUUCCAUGACUGCCAUUAUUAUCAUAAACUUUGGUACACCAGAAACCUCAUCUUUAAAAGUCUGCACCGCCUAGAAACACAACAAAGAAAAGUAGGAAAUACUUUUUCUUUCUGUUCAUGCGUCUCAACAUUUCCACUUGGAGACUGUUUUUUUUUCCCUCCUCAUCAUUCAGUUGCUCUGGAAACGCAUUGUUAUAGGGUUGGACCUCUCUCCAUAUUGGUGCGCAAACUUGUUAUAACUUGCUGGAUAGAUUCUUUCCCUAACAGAAAAGGGAACCCUCCCUGUUGCAUAAUAUGACGUUACACUUUGUUUGGGUUCCAUAACAAUUACUACAACAUGUCCUGUGAGAGCAGGACAAUGACUCACCAUGCGUACAUAUAACCUGUUUCUUUGUCCUUUUCCUAUGAAUAUUCAGAUUAUUAUUUUAAUGCUUGCUCUUGCAGACCUGCUGUAUAACCAUUGAGAUUCAUGGCAAUAGGUUACAUAUAUUUAUAUGUAUUUAUAUACAUAUAUUUCAUUAUAUGUUCACACAUCACUGAAACCUGACUUCUGGUUU
Menidia menidia (Atlantic silverside) is the source of this 2305-nucleotide messenger RNA. The record is from the annotation of a GenBank genome assembly. NCBI's taxonomy places the organism in Eukaryota, Metazoa, Chordata, Actinopteri, Atheriniformes, Atherinopsidae.